Molecule: messenger RNA, 2425 nt
Organism: Acipenser ruthenus (sterlet)
Lineage: Eukaryota; Metazoa; Chordata; Actinopteri; Acipenseriformes; Acipenseridae
Product: G-protein coupled receptor family C group 6 member A-like
Exons: 5
Coding region: 52-1449 (465 amino acids)
Biological process (GO): G protein-coupled receptor signaling pathway
Cellular component (GO): membrane
Molecular function (GO): G protein-coupled receptor activity
Source: RefSeq, a predicted model, not a curated record
CAACAGUUGUAGACAUUUGUUGUUCUUGAUAUUGUUACUGAAGACAUUACGAUGAAGGCUAUACUGGGAUUUCUGAUUCUUCCCAUGCUGUACCACAACAGCACCACUCUCUCACCUGUAUGCGACAUUGCAGAUGCUUUGAAUGGUGCCAGUGCCAAAGGAGAUAUCAUCAUUGGUGGACUUUUUCAUCUCCAUACGCAGGUGGAAAGUAUAACCAAUAGCACAAUGCUAGAUUUAAAGUGCAUUAAAUUUGAUGUAUUUGCGUUUCUGCAGUCACAAGUAAUGAUACACACCAUUGAAAUGAUAAACAAGUCACCCUUGUUGCCGAAUGUUACACUGGGGUAUGAAAUAUAUGAUACAUGUGCUGAUCCUACAACGGCAAUCAAAACAGUGAUGAGGCUAAUGGAUGAUAAAUCGGAUUCUGCUGAGAACUGUAUUCCACUGAAAUGCAGUUACACAAAUUACAACUCCACUGUAAAAGCAGUAAUAGGAGAGAGCCAUUCGGAAAUAUCGAUUGUUAUAGCCCAUUUACUAAGUGUUCCUUUAAUACCACAGAUUAGUUAUGAAUCAACAAGUGAAAUUCUCAGCCAGAAGACCAGAUUCCCUUCAUUUCUACGUACCAUCCCCAGUGACACUUACCAGUCUAAAGCCAUGGCUGAGCUUGCUUUGCAUUUGAACUGGAUCAGUGUCGGGGCAAUUGGAAGCGAUGAUGAGUAUGGCAAAUACGGAGUUGAAAGUUUUAUUGAUCAUGCCCAGGAAUUAGGCUUAUGUGUUCCAUUUAAGGAGAUAGUUCCAGCAUACAUGUUCCGUGAGGAAAGUUCUAACCACCAAAAGAAGAUAGCUGAAGUCAUAAAGAAUUCAUCAGCUGAGGCCAUUGUGCUUUUCACAAAGCCUGAAAAUGUAGAGAGAAUAAUUCAAGAAGCCAUAAAACACAAUUUAACAAAGACAUGGAUUGCAAGUGAUGCUUGGGCCAUUUCAACUAAAAUUGCUCAGAUAAAGGGGAUUGAAACAGUAGGAAAGAUUAUAGGCAUCACUUGCAGAAGACAAACUGUUCCAGGGUUUAAAAACUAUAUACGCAACUUAUUAGCAAAUGACCCCCCUGACAGCAACUUUCUACGCCAAUAUAAGGAGCAUUAUCCACCAUGUUCUAAAAAAACUGAACCUAAUAUCCAAAACUCCCUUACUAAUACCAACAGCAAAACAGUGAAUGUUUCACAAUGUACAGAUGACAAUUUUCUGAUACAAGAGAUUGACACAGAUAUUUUUUUUGGUGUAUAUUUAGCCAUCAAUGCAGUAGCCCAAGCUUUGGCAAAACUGUUAAGAUGUGACAGUACAAAAUGUGACAGAGAUUUCAGUUUUCCUACCUGGGAGGCAAGUAAUAGUCCUUUGUUAUUCUUGUUAAUAACACUAUUCAAAUUAGAAAUACAUGUCCCAAUGUGUGAUACCUAACCCAGCUGAUAAUUCACCAGCAAGUGACCCCUUAUAGAAAUGCUUGUAUAACAAGUACUGUAGGUGUGCACACCACCAUACCCUCUAUGUCUAAUGUAUUUCAUGAUUCUUGAGUGAAGCUUAUCAGUAAAAACAGGCAGAUUUGUAAUUAAAGCUUUAUGGAACUGUACAUACAAGUCUUACAGAGAUGUAGAAACAGCUCCUCUAAAUUCCCUUCAUACCCACCUGAUUUUUAAGGAGAUGUGUUAUUUUACAUGCAAAUAAAAAAUGUUUUCAUAUAGCUGGAUUGAAAAUAAACAUAGUAAUCAGCCAUUUGAAAUUGCUGAAGACAACCUGCAAGUACGUUAAGAGGUACAUAAUGACCAAUGCGAAUGGGAUGAUUUUACUUCAGAAUGUUCACUUAAUGAGCUGAUGAAAAAAAAAGAGUAGAAUUUAGAACCAAAAAAAUGAAAUAACCAAAAAACUGAAAUUGUAUCUAGAAACAAACAAAAAAAAAAUAUUAGUGCAACCUCAUAAAGUACACGUUUGUUAGUUAAAUAACAUUAGUGAUAUUAAAUUACGGUUUUGGUUUGACUUGACGUUUUGCAUUUUUAAUUGUUAAGAAUGAUAUGUUUUAUUGUUACAGCUACUUAAGGAACUAAAAAAAAUAAACUUCUCAGUAAAUAAUACAGAAUUCAGUUUUGAUGAAAAUGGUGAUUCCAAGCUGGGAUAUGAUAUAAUAGGGUGGGAGAUAGAUGGUGCUGUCAACUUCACUACAAUUGGAGAAUACCAGCUUUCUGGACAAAUUACACUAUAUAAUGAAACAGCAUGGACAUCUGAAAACAUCUUGAUAACAGAUGCUAACUGCAGUAAGAAAUGCAACCCUGGAUAUGAAUGGAAAGAAACCAAUUUGAAAUGCUGCAAAGAAUGCAUCCCCUGUCCCGAAGGAUCCUUCUCAGCUGGUGGAAGUCAGGCUGAAUGCAAACGAUGUGACAAG